Molecule: messenger RNA, 1023 nt
Organism: Sungouiella intermedia
Lineage: Eukaryota; Fungi; Ascomycota; Pichiomycetes; Serinales; Metschnikowiaceae
Source: the annotation of a GenBank genome assembly
AUGGUCUCGGUGUUAAUUCUCGGCUCCGGUGGAGUGGGCUCAAUGGCUGCGUACGCAUUGGAUUCCCAUGAUGACACUACCGUGACUACUGUCAUCAGAUCUGACUACGAUGCCGUGAAGGAGAACGGGUACAAGAUCAAAUCAGUUGACUACGGAGACGUUAAGUACCACCCUACCAACAUAGUGAAAACGCUCGAGGACGCCAGGCAAUACGGACCAUUUGACUAUGUGGUGGUGUCUACUAAAAACACUCCAGACAUCACUAAGGUGGAGAAUUUGAUUGAGCCUGUGGUUACAGAAGAAGUCAGUGCGAUUGUACUUCUUCAAAACGGAAUUGACAUCGGUGCUCCGGUCAUAGCCAAGUACCCUAAGAACGUUGUGUUGAGUGGAGUUUCCAUGAUCUCUUCCACGAACUAUGGUGAUGGAGUCAUUGACCAUGAGGGUCACGAUUUCCUCAAGGUUGGAUACUUUGAAAACACAAAGUUGCCUCUUGAAUUUCAGGAAAAGCGUGCUAAGGACUUCGUGGACCUCUACCACAACGGCAAGAACGAAUGUCUCUACGACGAGGACGUUAAGUACACACGCUGGAGAAAGUUGGUAUACAACGCAACGUUGAAUCCAAUUUGCACACUUACAAAUGUGGAUGUGGGCCGAUUGGAAAUGUUUGGCGGCGUGGAGCUGAUGGUACGUCCUGCCAUGAGAGAGGUUCUCGCAAUUGCUAAGUCUGACGGAGUGACCUUAGAUGAGAGUAUCAUGGAAUUCAUGAUCAGGUCGGAUGAUGGCGUUUAUUACUCUCCGUCAAUGCUAGUUGACUUAAGAAAGGGUAACUACGUGGAGUUGGAGGUUAUUAAUGGAAAUCCGGUUCGAAUUGCACAGAAAAACGGCGUGGACGCUCCCGUUUUGACUAUGAUCUAUAAUUUACUCAAGGUGAUUCAGUUAAGAACAAAGGAGGCUAAAGGUGCCAUUGAGGUGCCCAAAGACAGGCCACUUCCAGGUGAUUCCUUCGUUUUGGAAGGAUCAUGA